AUGGUGGAGCUGGCUCCAGUGCCUGAGGCUCAGAAGCUCAACAAGGCAGAACAGAGGAAGCUACAAGAAAAUCUGCACAACUACACCAGCAUCAUGAAGAAGUUCCUCAACAUCAACAGUUGGCCCAAGAGCAACAAGUACAAGAUCAGCAAGAACGCCUUCAAGGAGCUCCUCAUUGCCUGCCAGAGACAUGUCAAGUUCCUGAGCAAGGUGAGAAAGGUGGCUACACACCUCAUGGAUAGGGACUUCAUCCACCUCAAGAACAAGGUGGCUACUGGAGAGUGGGUAUGUUCUCCUUUUGCAUAG
Molecule: messenger RNA, 306 nt
Organism: Acanthamoeba castellanii str. Neff
Lineage: Eukaryota; Discosea; Longamoebia; Acanthamoebidae
Exons: 4
Coding region: 1-306 (101 amino acids)
Source: RefSeq, a predicted model, not a curated record